AUCUCCUUGUGGUAUAAUACCUGCUCUUAGCCUCACACCAUACAGCAAGUAAUCACACUCCCUUGCUCAAGGCCUUACUUAGCUUUCUGUUGCUUUCUAUACUAUCAUGAAACAGUGGGCAAGAAUGUAUGACACACCACUUAUGACACACCAAUUUGUAACUGCACAUGCAGGACCACAUGGACAGGCUUUCACUGGGGGUAUCAAUUUCGCAUUGGCAGAUAGUUUCCCCAAAGACUCGGGUUCCGAGUCCAAACAUGACAAGAUGGUGCCCUCAUCAGUCUCACCCCCUCCAAGUCCAAAUGAAGCAGUUCCUCGACUAUCCCGAGGUGCAAUGCUAGCAGACAGAGGCACUGUUCAGCUAGAACAACGUGAUCUUCCUUCAUGGACACCAAUGGUUGUUUCGGAUAGCGAAGGCGGUAUGGAUGAGCUCCCUUUAGGUGUGGAGGAAUCAAAAGCCUCGCCUUCGAAUGCGAGAAAAACGCUGUCACAGAAACGCAAGAAAAAUCCAAACCAUGGUCCUUCGAUUGCAAUGCCUCGACAAGAAGUCCAGCAGGCACCUUCAGGCGUCUACUCUGGGUUGGGGGAUUCCUGCGGUUCCCAAAGUUUGCAGGAGAUGCUGCAAGCAACAUUCAGCGCCAAUGGUUCAUACAAUAUCUCGCCGCCAGCCGCACCUAUUGAAAGCGAGGGGAGCAGCACCGACGUGCAAGCUGUGAUUUAUAACAAACAGCGCCGCCAAAUUCAUGAUACUCGCAGAAGCACAAGCCAGGAGGGUUCAGAGCCUAUCGCAGUAGUCGAUGCUUCAAUACCUAAUACCAACACAGCGGUUCCGACCAUAACUCGUCGCAAAGCCGCGUCCGCCAUUCCUUACGAGUCUAUGCAAAAGGUUAUUGAUGCUGCAUUGGACACUCGGGUAGCCAAAAUUGCUUGGCGUCGUCGGCGCAAUGCCACAGGGUGCGACACCAAUGAAGAGUCGCAGGAUGAGACUUCGAGGACAAACUGCUUUCCCUUCGAAGACGCCAUUUUUGACUUCGAUGUUUCAACCUCCGCACGUCAGGGAGAUCACCACAGUAAAAUCAAGUCGGGGCUAGCUCCAGUCGAGGAUGAACAUUUUGCCUUGCCGCGCAAAUUUACGCGAAUUCUUGAUGGCGUUCAAGUUACCUCUCUUCCACAGCAAUCCAGAGGGGAUAGAUUCAACGAACGACUGUAUGUAAUGUUUGGGGGCGCAGACGCACCUCACUCGCCUGACGUAUUAAUUGCUCACGCAACUGCAGAUUCGGCGUCUAUCUUCGCGCCAGUGCGCGAGGCUGCGGCAAGCAAAGAAAACAGCCCUGUCUCAUUCAGCGAUUCAGGAGUAUCGAUUGACACGUCGCUCUCGCAAAGCACCAAAGCCACAAGUAUUUCUGGGCGCAACGAUGUCUCUCGAAAGAGAGUUUAUACGGAGAGUCGCCUCGGGGAUGAACCUGUUCGAAAGAAGCAUAAGAUUGAGGUUGCAGAAGACCUGGUGUCCAAAUGGAUUACGGCGUUGCAACGACUUGUUAAGGGAAAAACGAAGAUUGGCCAUAAGGACAUGGAGGAUUUGAGCAUAGUGUUGGCCGAGAUAGAGUCUGUAUACCCGCACCUAGAUUCAGAACUUGCACAGGUCACUUGUCUUCGAGACGUCUUACAGCAGACAUCGCAGUUGGAAGAAAUUCCAUUUAAGGACGAACAUGACCUUCGCCGUCGCACGGAUGGCAUUAUCGCAGAAUGGCCCAGUGUUAAAGCCUAACUGAUAAAUUGAUGGGGAGAUUCCGAAUGUUUUUGGUGCAUUGCGUACAUUACUUGGGGGUAAACUUUUAUACCCAAGUAUGGAACACAUACAACUUUUUGGCAGCGUCAUUGGUAGUUACCAAUUAGGUCUUGCAGUUUAUUGCGAUCCGAGC
Suillus plorans is the source of this 1922-nucleotide messenger RNA. RefSeq lists its product as uncharacterized. The record is from RefSeq and is a predicted model, not a curated record. Bases 107 to 1768 code for a protein of 553 amino acids. Lineage: Eukaryota; Fungi; Basidiomycota; Agaricomycetes; Boletales; Suillaceae. The transcript has 7 exons.